This is a messenger RNA of Raphanus sativus (radish), 2503 nucleotides long. RefSeq lists its product as uncharacterized. Bases 302 to 2338 code for a protein of 678 amino acids. The transcript has 10 exons. The record is from RefSeq and is a predicted model, not a curated record. Lineage: Eukaryota; Viridiplantae; Streptophyta; Magnoliopsida; Brassicales; Brassicaceae.
AUUGCAAAUUGGAAAGCCUGCCCGUCCCCGUCUUUUCUCUUCACUCACACAAAGAUAAAAUCUCAAUCUGGUAAAAUCGAUUACGAGCAGCAAUUGAUUGAUUGAUUGAUGAUGCUAUGCUCUCCUCUAGGGCACACACUUCUUUUUCCUUGUGGGCCUCGUAAUUGACCCUCUUCUUCUUCUCCUCAUGGAAUCUCCUUCCUUCGCUCCGCCUCUCCUUUGGAAUCAGAGUUUCAGGUAAUGCUAGAGAAAAGUCUCAGUUGAUCACACUCUACAAGCAACAACUUGAUUGAGUUCCGUAAUGGCUCGUAAAGGAAGCCAUCAGAAGAACGGAGUUGUAGUAGCAGAUCACAACCAAACCAAGCCAAAGAAGAAAUCUCCCGACUCUCUCCCCUCUAAAAAGGGACAAGGGAAACCUACUGAAGCAGCGGACACUCUCCUGAAACACAACUCCCAUGAUGAUACAAGAAGUAGUGAAACUUCGGAGAUAGGCAUGGAUCAUGCAGUUAAGGAGGAUACAGAGACUGGUUUAGCUGGAGAUGAUAAUAACAACGAACCUGGCUGUACAACCGGAGAGACUAGAUAUACUCGUGAACACAUCAGCGGUCUUAUGAGAAGCUUGCUGGAUAUUCUGAGCACCAACAGCCCCUCUGAGAACAUCGGGCUAGCGUACAAUGCAGCAAUCAGGAGACUGAGGGUACCCGCCGCUACCGUGUCGAGGGAAGUGAACCAGUGGAUGGAGAGAAACAGGCCUCUGAUGGUUUCCGUCAAGUCACGAGUGUGUAGAGCCCGCGACCUUGUUACGAAGAAGAUCCGGAUGGCGUGUCCCGUUGUGUUCAAAUGGCUUAUGCACUUUGGCAGCGUGAUUCUUCUUCUAUCUUUGGUUUGGUUGGACUGCGCAAUCCGAGGGUUUGACUCUUUCAUCAGGAUGGGGACAGCAUCGUUUUUCUCAGUCAUGUGGUGUGGUGUCUUUGCAGCGUUUUCCAUGAUCGGCAUGACCAAGUUUCUACUGAUGUCGGUUGCAACUGUUCUAGUGUCCUUGUUCAUUGGAUUUGUAGUUGGGUCCAUUACCCUUGCCGUUUCUAGUUUGGUUUUCCUGUGGCUAUAUGGUAGCUUCUGGACAACACUGCUCUUCCUCUUCGUCGGAGGUCUGGCAUUCAUGACGAAGCACGAGCGCAUUGCACUGUUUGUCCUCACAGUGUACUCAGUCUAUAGCGCAUGGAGUUAUGUCGGAUGGCUAGGUCUUCUUUUGGCUUUUAAUCUUGCUUUCAUCUCGACGGAUGCUCUUAUAUAUUUCUUCAAGGACAAAAUAAACCAGCAGAGCACAGAUGAUGGACCCACUGAGCCUUUAAAUGGCUCCUCUUUUGAAAACGGCCAUGGCUUUCCUGGAGACCGUGGCCCAGGAGUCCCUUCAACUAGCGGAACAGACUCUGAGUUAACAUCUGAAGGUGAAGUUGCUCGGUUACUGAACUGCGCUGACCACUACUCAGCUUUAGGCGUACCUCGGUAUGGGAACGUUGACGUGGCUUAUAUCAAGCGAGAAUAUAGGAAGAAGGCGAUGCUGGUACAUCCUGAUAAGAAUAUGGGGAAUGAGAAAGCAGCCGAAGCUUUUAAGAAACUUCAGAAUGCCUAUGAGGUGUUGCUUGAUUCUAUAAAACGGAAAUCAUAUGACGAUGAACUAAAGAGAGAAGAAAUACUCAACUACUUCCGAAGGUUUCAGAAUUCUUCUCAAAGGGACACUCGGGGACAGGGUUUUGGAAGCUCAGAAGGUGAAGGAGAGGAAGCUUUAAGAGAGUGUAGACAAAUAGCGUGUAAAAAAUGUGGCAAUCUCCAUGCCUGGUUUCUAACAAAGAAAUCAAAAUCUAGAGCAAGAUGGUGCCAGGAUUGUAAGGACUUUCACCAAGCAAAAGAUGGAGAUGGUUGGGUUGAACAAUCUUCACAGCACGUCUUGUUCGGUUUGAUUCAAAAGGUUGAUCUGCCGCGUGCUUACGUGUGUGCAGACAGCAAAGUAUAUGAAGCUUCUGAGUGGUAUAUCUGUCAGGGAAUGAGAUGUCCUGCGAACACCCACAAGCCGAGUUUCCAUGUGAACACAAACGUGACAGGUGCAAAACGAGGAACAAGUGGUUCAUCAGGGCAAAGAGGAAACCAUAGAAUGCCAAAUGCAAACAUGGAUGAGGCAAUGACAGAGGAAGAGUUCUACGAGUGGUUGCAGAACGCCGCACAAGCCGGUAUGUUUGAUAGUGCCGCCGAGAGCCCUACUUCUGCAGCUGCCAGUAGUACUAGUAGUAGCAGCAGCAGCAGCAGCAAGAAGAAGAAAAAGGGAAAAAAGCAAUGGUGAAAGAAAACAGAGCAACUGUUGUUUGAAUACUAUUAUAUAAGAUGGUGAAAAUUUUGCACCCUUUUUUUCUUCUGAGAAAUUAAACUUUUACUUUUGAAAACUUUUAAUUCAUACAGAGAAAAAAGCUCUCAACAGAAGCUGAUUGAUAGAUUAAAGUUUAUUGUC